GGAUAAUGCCACUGUGGACUGUGGAGGUGUGGGCUACAGUCCUUUGCUGUGUAAUCCGCUUUUUCUGUGUUUAGUAACUCUCAAUUUUCAUAUUCAUAUUCAUAUUCAUAUUCAUAUUCAUAUUCAUAUUCUCUCUCUAAAUAUUGUUGUAAAUUUGUUUCUCUCUCUACUUUCUGAUUUCUCCAACCUCUGAAAAUGGCGAUUGGUAGUGCUAUUUCCACCUUAGAAUCUGCUCCAUUUACUGGUUUGAGGGUUUCUAAUGGUGAUGAUCUCAUGCAUUUGUCGAAAAGCCGUACAUCUGUUCUUUGUUGCAGGCUAUUGCCACAGGAGAUGGGUACCUCUCAAAGGAUAUUUCAUUGUGCCGGAGUGUCAAUGGACAGCAGUCCUUACUCUAAUACAAAAAAGAACUUGAUAGUUGGAAAUUAUUUUCUUGGUUCUUCCAAAGAAGAAUCGUUAUUAAGUCAACCACUGAAAAAGCAUCCAACUCCAGUGAGAGCAUUACUGACUUCUACAACUCCUGAUGUGUCUACAACACCUUUUAUUGGUGAGGAGAAAAUAGGAGUGUUGUUGCUGAAUCUUGGAGGCCCGGAGACUUUGGAUGACGUGCAGCCUUUCUUGUAUAACCUUUUUGCAGAUCCGGACAUCAUUAGAUUGCCAAGACUAUUCCGAUUUCUACAGAAGCCCCUUGCUCAAUUUAUUUCUGUUGCAAGGGCUCCCAAGAGCAAAGAAGGUUAUGCUUCAAUUGGCGGUGGCUCUCCUCUUCGGCAGAUAACAGAUGCACAGGCUGAAGAGUUACGGAAGGCUCUUUCUGCAAAAAAUGUUCCAGCAAAAGUGUAUGUCGGUAUGCGUUAUUGGCAUCCAUUUACUGAAGAAGCAAUUGAGGAGAUAAAACGUGAUGGCAUUGCUAAGCUUGUUGUGCUGCCUCUUUAUCCACAAUUCUCAAUAUCAACUAGUGGUUCGAGCUUGAGGCUGCUAGAGAGUAUAUUCCGCGAGGACGAAUACCUUGUCAACAUGCAGCACACAGUAAUUCCUUCCUGGUAUCAGCGAGACGGAUAUAUUAAGGCUAUGGGAGAUCUGAUUGAAAAAGAACUGAAGAAGUUCAACCGUCCAAAAGAGGUGGUGAUAUUCUUUAGUGCUCAUGGUGUGCCGUUAGCUUAUGUUGAAGAAGCCGGUGACCCAUACAAGGCUGAGAUGGAGGAAUGUGUUGACUUGAUAAUGGAAGAACUAGAGAGGAGAAAAUUUUAUAAUUCCUUCACCCUUGCCUACCAGAGUAGAGUUGGGCCUGUGGAAUGGUUGAAGCCCUAUACAGAUGAUACUAUUGUUGACCUUGGAAAGAAAGGUGUGAAAAGUCUUCUUGCUGUCCCAAUCAGUUUUGUUAGUGAGCAUAUUGAAACUUUGGAAGAAAUUGACGUGGAGUACAAGGAGCUGGCUCUAGAAUCAGGUAUAGAGAACUGGGGACGUGUUCCUGCCCUUGGAUGUGAACCGACCUUUAUUUCAGAUUUGGCUGAUGCGGUGAUUGAAAGCCUUCCCUAUGUGGGGGCAAUGGCGGUGUCAAAUCUCGAAGCACGACAGCAACCUGUCACAACUCAUGUAAUAUUGGUUCAAACAACUGAACAACCAAGAUAAUACCGCCAACAGGUAGCAUGUUGCCCAAUAUCUGAUAUACUACACCAGGUGCAUUUUCUCUUCAGCUCACUCACAAAUCAGGAACUCUUUGGUCAUUUUAUAAAGUCAUAAUAUCAUCUCCUAUAUUGUAAUAUUGCCUAAUGUUUUGUACUGGCCAAGUGAGUUCAGAUGGUAAGAGGAUUGUUCUAGCUUAAUCAGAGGUCCAGGGUUGAGUCCUGAGAAUGCUGCAUACACUUGUUGAAGUCUUGCAGCCUCUGGAUGGCAGUUUACAGUUUCAUAUUCUAUUUGCCUUUUUCCCCUGCUUCGAGUUGAGGGUGUGCACUUACUAGUGCAUAUAUUGUCGUAAUUCAUAAAGAAGUUCCUUUUAUACUCUCAUUUCCUCAGUGCUUUGAUGGCAGGCUGUGUUUGCUUUAUGAGUUUCUUGUAUACGUUAACUAAAACAAAGGGUUGUUA
Messenger RNA from Beta vulgaris subsp. vulgaris (sugar beet), 2079 nucleotides. Its product is annotated as ferrochelatase-2, chloroplastic. The record is from RefSeq and is a predicted model, not a curated record. Gene Ontology annotation, biological process: heme biosynthetic process. NCBI's taxonomy places the organism in Eukaryota, Viridiplantae, Streptophyta, Magnoliopsida, Caryophyllales, Amaranthaceae. Bases 196 to 1626 code for a protein of 476 amino acids. Gene Ontology annotation, molecular function: protoporphyrin ferrochelatase activity. The transcript is spliced from 11 exons.